Messenger RNA from Eurypyga helias (sunbittern), 1200 nucleotides. Its product is annotated as bactericidal permeability-increasing protein-like. The transcript is spliced from 12 exons. Gene Ontology annotation, biological process: defense response to Gram-negative bacterium; innate immune response; lipopolysaccharide-mediated signaling pathway. Gene Ontology annotation, molecular function: lipopolysaccharide binding. The annotation marks the transcript as partial. Lineage: Eukaryota; Metazoa; Chordata; Aves; Eurypygiformes; Eurypygidae. The record is from RefSeq and is a predicted model, not a curated record.
CCCAUCAGCAGGGGAUCACGGUCCUGGAGAAGGAACUGGCCCAGCUGAGGCUGCCGGAUAUCACGGGGGACUUUCGCAUCCGGCACGUGGGGAAGGUGCACUAUGAGAUCUCCAGACUGGACCUUCGCAGUUUCCACUUGCCAUACUCACGGAUUUCCCUGGUCCCCAACGUGGGGCUGCAGGUCGCCAUCUCCAACGCCUUCGCCGACCUGGACGGGAACUGGCGGGUGAAGCUACACUUCAUCCGGGACCACGGUUCAUUUGACCUGAGGGCAGAGAACAUCUAUAUCAAAAUCAACCUGAAGCUGGGCAGCGACGCCUCCGGGAAGCCCACCGUGGACACCCCCGACUGCAGCACCCGCAUCUCCAAGGUCCAAGUGCACUUCUCGGGCAAGUUUGGAUGGCUUUACAACCUCUUCUACAGCGCUGUCGAGUCCAGGUUCCGGAAAAGCUUGGAGAGCAAGGUCUGUGAGAGCGUGGCCAGGUCUGUGCACAGCGAUCUCCAGCCCUACCUCCAGACCCUGCCAGUCACAGCCAGGAUAGGUUCCACUGUUGGGAUCGACUUCUCCUUGGUGGCCCCCCCAGCUGCCACCGCCCAGUACCUGGACGUGAAACUGAAGGGUGAAUUCUUCUCCCUGACCCACCGCUCCCCUGUCCCCUUCCCUCCGCUGCCGCUGGCCUUACCCCCGGCACACGACCGCAUGGUUUACUUCGGAGCUUCCAGCUACUUCUUCAACACAGCCAGCUUCGCCUACCAGGCUGCCGGGGUGCUGGUCUUCGAGAUCACAGACUCCAUGAUCCCAAAGGAUGUUGAGUUCCACUUGAACACCUCCACCUUCUCAGCCUUCAUUCCCCAGCUUGAGCAGAUGUACCCAGACAUGCUGAUGAAGCUCAAGCUGUUCGCCCCCUCUGCCCCAUUCAUGAACAUCGGACCAGCGGGGGUCUCGCUCAGGCCUGUCGUGGAUAUCCAGGCCUACGCCAUUCUUCCCGACUCCAGGCUGGCUCCUCUCUUCCUCCUCAGCCUGACAGGCAACGUGUCCGCCGUCAUCGACGUGAAAUCCGGCCACAUAGUUGGGAGCCUGAAGGUGGGCAGGAUGAAGCUCUCUCUGAAGCAGUCCGAUGUCGGCACCUUCCAGGUACGAAUGCUGCAGUCCAUAAUGAACAUCUUGGCUUCCAGUACCCUGCUCCCGCGUCUUAAUG